Messenger RNA from Hipposideros armiger (great roundleaf bat), 2516 nucleotides. RefSeq names its product nucleosome assembly protein 1 like 4 (gene NAP1L4). The transcript is spliced from 17 exons. Bases 248 to 1372 code for a protein of 374 amino acids. NCBI's taxonomy places the organism in Eukaryota, Metazoa, Chordata, Mammalia, Chiroptera, Hipposideridae. The record is from RefSeq and is a predicted model, not a curated record. Gene Ontology annotation, cellular component: nucleus. Gene Ontology annotation, biological process: nucleosome assembly.
CGUUGUUGACUGCUACGCUGCGCAAUCCCAGGAGCAAGCGGGGCGAGCGAAGCCUGCGCCGCCGCCACUGCCGCAGGAGGCGUGAGGUUGGCAUUACAUGGUGUCAGAACUGGGAUCCGAAGGCAGCAACCACCAAGGAACGACGACCCUCGGGAUUGAGUGAGGUGCCCCUCGGAUUUCGAGCUCGCAGACUUCAUUCCGGAUCUGGAUAGGGACAGGUUGUCCUCCUGGAGAUAAAAACCUUCAGAUGGCAGAUAACAGUUUUUCAGAUGGGGUUCCUUCAGAUUCCUUGGAAGCUGCUAAAAGCGCAACUGCUACAGAAAAGCUCACAGAUCAGGUGAUGCAGAACCCGCAGGUCUUGGCAGCCUUACAGGAGCGCCUUGACAGUGUCUCCCACACUCCUUCCAGCUACAUUGAGACUUUACCUAAAGCCGUGAAGAGAAGAAUCAAUGCACUGAAACAGCUCCAGGUGAAGUGCGCUCACAUAGAAGCCAAGUUCUACGAGGAGGUCCAUGACCUGGAGCGGAAGUACGCGGCGCUGUACCAGCCUCUGUUCGACAAGAGAAGGGAGUUCGUCACUGGUGAUGUGGAGCCGACAGAUGCAGAAUCGGAGUGGCACAGUGAGAAUGAAGAGGAGGAUAAAUUGGCUGGAGACAUGAAAAAUAAAGCAGUCAUAGCAGAAAACGAAGCAGCAACGGCAGAAGAGCCAAACCCCAAAGGAAUCCCUGAGUUCUGGUUCACCAUCUUCAGAAACGUGGACAUGCUGAGUGAGCUGGUCCAGGAAUAUGAUGAGCCAAUCUUGAAACACCUGCAGGAUAUCAAAGUCAUAUUUUCAGAACCUGGACAGCCUAUGUCUUUUAUAUUAGAGUUCCACUUUGAACCCAAUGAGUACUUUACUAACACGGUCCUGACAAAAACAUACAAGAUGAAGUCGGAGCCAGAUAAGGCUGACCCCUUUUCCUUCGAAGGCCCUGAAAUAGUUGACUGUGACGGGUGCACUAUUGACUGGAAGAAAGGAAAAAAUGUUACUGUCAAAACGAUCAAGAAAAAGCAGAAACAUAAGGGUCGGGGCACUGUUAGAACAAUUACCAAACAGGUUCCCAACGAUUCGUUUUUCAACUUCUUCAAUCCGCUGAAAGCAUCUGGGGAUGGAGAGUCACUGGACGAAGAUUCCGAGUUCACAUUAGCGUCCGACUUCGAGAUUGGACACUUCUUCCGGGAGCGGAUAGUCCCACGGGCCGUGCUGUACUUCACGGGGGAGGCCAUAGAGGACGAGGACAACUUUGAAGAAGGUGAGGAAGGAGAAGAGGAGGAAUUAGAAGGGGACGAGGAAGCAGAAGAGGACGACGCGGACGUUAACCCCAAGGUGUAAUUUUUGUCUGUUAACCAUUCAUACGUUUCUAGAAGGAGCCCGGCCAGCCCUCCGAGUGCAAACAGCAGUGAGAAGCGCCCCGUCCGCAGACGCCUGUCAGGACUCGUCACACUGCACCCCGUCUCCGCCCUGACGUGCUUCCGUCCAGCGUGUCUCCACGUGCGCGAUCUCAUUUCACGCUUCCUCUGUCCUGACUGUCUGGCUCACCCUGUACAGUGGCAGCUUAGGUGCAUUUCAACGGGAGGUUUUGUUCGCCGCGCUCUGCGGCCUGGGGUGCGGCUCAGUAGGCUUUCCCAGCCCUCCUUCGGGGUGGGGGGAGGCUCCGGGAGGGUCACUGACGCCCAGGCUGGUGUCUGGGAUGUGGUUCCGGGGCGUCUGGAACCUGUCGCUCCACUCCUGCUGUGGGACUGAGUCUCCUUUCGUCUGAAGAGACCCCUGCGCUGUGUUUCCAGCCGCUCGGCCUCCUGUGUCUGGUCGUGUCAAGCUGUAGAGUAGGGUCCCGUUCUCCGCAGUGUUCUUGCUUUGGUUUUAUUUUCCUCGGGGUGGGGGUGGGGUUGUGCACACGAUGCGGAGACCAAGCUUGGGUGGUUCAUCCUCGUAUUUAUUUGUUCUUGCGUGCUGUGAGGGCUUGGGACGCAUGCUGUCACUUGUCCUCGGAGUUUCCGAACCCAUGUUUGUGACUGGGCCAGGCAGAGGUGGUGGCAUCUCCUCCGGGAGCGAGGCCUCUGUGGAGGGAACCGCGUGCGCACUCUUUUGCCACCUGCCGUGGGCUCUGCAGCCCACACUGGGCCCUGUGGGGAGGGCUUGUGGGCAGAGCCCGCGGGGUGUGCCCAUCUUCUGUGGGGCGGGGCUGGGAGGCACCGCCCUCCACUCAGUGUAAAUGUCCGUCACCUCGCUCAGUAGCUCCAUUCUCACUCAGCCCCACAUCUGUCUUGUCUUAAAAGCCCUGGGUUCAGAGCGACGUGUUCUUGGCUGGUGUGUGGGGCUCCCGAGUGUGACCACGGUCCCUGGCAGCCGGGGGACGUCUGGUCCAUGCUGUGACCAGGCCUGGAGAGUGCUCAGCCUUACUUAGGAUACAUUUGUAACCGAAUACGGUGUUUUCAAUUUGUACAGAAUAGUUAGAAUAUUCUAUUAAACUUGUGAA